Messenger RNA from Plasmodium coatneyi, 978 nucleotides. RefSeq lists its product as uncharacterized. The transcript has a single exon. Lineage: Eukaryota; Apicomplexa; Aconoidasida; Haemosporida; Plasmodiidae. The record is from RefSeq and is a predicted model, not a curated record. Bases 1 to 978 code for a protein of 325 amino acids.
AUGAAGAGGAAGGGAUGUGACGUAAAUGUGUUGAGCUUGGUAAUAAGUAACAACAACCUCUGCUACUGCUUGCUGAGGAAUAAAAUUAUUAAAAAAAUUGGACUCAUUAACAUUAAGAAGGACUUCCAGCCUUAUGAGCAGGGCCCCUCCAGCACUCGAAAGGGAAAGAACAAACUCGACAAGGAGGAGUUAGCAUACAGCUAUGAUCGAGAGGACACCCCUCUGAGCUUUAACAUACGGGAAAUUCUAACCGUUUUGAAUUUGGUAAAGCUGCAUUCCGAUGGGGAUGGACAGCAAGGAAACAACUCCAUCGAUAACCACAACGAUAGUUCUGCUCAGUGCAGCCAGCCGGGUGACCCGCCAAUGGGCGCAUACACAGGAAGGGUCAAAGGGGAAGAAGAACAGCAUUAUGAAAAGACCCCGCCGCAGCAACAUCAGCGGCCGAAACAGCCACCGCAGGAAUGGAUCAUCGGGAUCGAAAAGGUAAAUGACAAAUACGAGAAGAACCGAACGAAGGAAAAAAUCCUCUCCGUCCUGGUGUAUUUUCUAAACUCAAUUUUCAAGUGCCAAAUUAUUUUUUUCUGUCCUAAAGAGGCGAGAAAGUACUUCAGCACCAAAUGUAGCUGUACCUUGGAGACGCGCGAAGAAACGUAUAAGUACAUAAAGGACAAGGUGAAAAACUUCCCAAGUGUAAGUAAAGGUGAUAACACGGUCAACUGCCUAUUCAGUGACAGCUACGUCAUGGCGUUUUAUACGUACAGGUAUUACAUGCACCACCUGGUGAAGAAUAACCGAACCGUUUUUAACUACCUCGAAAGUGAAGUUCGCCGGAAUAGGAGCUUUAACAACAUUCUACAGAGCUUGAAGCGCGUGGAAAAUGAGGAAUGCUCCCACGACUUGAGGGAGCUGCUCAGGGAUAGAAUUGGCCGCAUCGUGGAUCGAGAAUCCUACAGGUUGGUUGACAGGCACAUGCUUUGA